Molecule: messenger RNA, 3914 nt
Organism: Varanus komodoensis (Komodo dragon)
Lineage: Eukaryota; Metazoa; Chordata; Lepidosauria; Squamata; Varanidae
Gene: MMS22L
Product: MMS22 like, DNA repair protein
Exons: 24
Coding region: 4-3711 (1235 amino acids)
Biological process (GO): replication fork processing; double-strand break repair via homologous recombination
Cellular component (GO): nuclear replication fork
Source: RefSeq, a predicted model, not a curated record
ACCAUGGAUGAUGAUUUCAGUGCUCCCUCAGUGCCUUCAUCACUCACAGAGAGCUUAGAGAUGGCUAUGGAAGUGGAGAGGCAGUGCUUCAGACAUCUCAGUUUUUCCUGUGCAUCCGACCUUAGAAAUGGAGGGAAAAGCAUUUCUGCUGAUUCUUAUUUAGCAAGUGGAUCUCUUAAGAGGAUUUUGCUGGGGUUAGAUCCCUUUCCAACUGACUAUGAAGAGGACACUGUGGAAUUAUUUGGUUUUCAGUGGGUUACUGAAAUUGCAUUAGUUGAGUCCUGUACAUUUCUCUUUGGAUUAUUUAGGCAACAAAUAUACAAACUGGAAAACCUUGUCCAGUCAAGUUCCUCUGACUUUGGUCAGGCUGCAAGUCUUCACUGGGAGGCCCAAAAUGUCAGGCAGCAGUGUAUUGAAUUCCUGCAGUAUGUGAAAGUUUUCAUCUUCAGGUAUCUGGAGCCACAUGAAAGAGAAGAUGAUGAGUUGUUCCAUCCAUAUGAGAAACAAGAAGCACAACUCCCUUCUUUGCUUGUUGAGGAACUUCAUUCUUUGACAUUGCAUGUUGGACACCUGUGUGAACUCCCUAGUUGUAUUCUAGGAGGAUUUACUAUUCUGCCUCAAGCAAAGCUUUAUCCCCCAUCAUGGCAUUUGCUGCAUCUUCACUUAGACAUCCGCUGGUCAGUGCUGGAAAUACUUCAUCUUCUUGGUGAAAAGAUGCCAAGGCAAACUGUAUAUGCUCACAAGUUCACAAAUUUAACAGGUGAAAAUUUAACCAAUAUCAGUUUGUUUGAAGAACAUUGUGGAAAUGUCUUAUGUGAUCUGAUAAGUUUGUCAGCCAACAGAUAUGCAAAGGUAAGGCUCUCUGAAGCUCUAGCUAGUCAAUACUACCCUUGCAUCUGUGUAAAAGAACUGUGGAUUCUGCUUAUUCAUCUGCUUGACCACAGAAAUAAAGGAUCCCUUACAGAGUCUUUUUGGAGCUGGUUGAAUAAAAUUCUGAAGAAUUUAUUUGAAAAAAGCAAUGGUUUGGAAGCAACAUCUGCCUUUGAACUGACUCCAUGCAAUGAUCCAUUAAGUUUUAGUUGGUGGAUUAUAACUCACCUGUCAUCACUUUAUCACACUGACCGCAAUGGACAUGUAGAUGAAAAGAAACCAGUAGAAUCCAACUGGCCCUGUGUGGAAGAUCUGUUGAAGAGAUCUGUCAAUAGUCAAACUGGAAUAUUAGAAGAACAGUUACGAAUGCAUCUUCAGUGCUGUUUGACAUUAAGCCGUAUAUGGGAUGUGAACCUCUCUACUGUCACCAUAUUGUGGGAAUAUUACAGCAAGAAUCUGAACAGUCCCUUUACUAUUCCUUGGUUUGGCCUUAAAGAUCUUGCCAGUAUUAGUAAAACGCCUUUAUCUCUGUUUGAGCUGGUAAAGAAAGUUUGCAGUGACAUGCAUAAUCCUGAUAUGUAUACAUCCAGCAAUAGUUACCAUAUUUUUCUUCGUAUUUUGGCCCAAAUACUGAAGAAGGCAGUGAAGGCCAAUGGUAUUCAUUCUUGGAAGCAAAUCAAAGGAAGAAUUUAUUCCAAAUUUCACCAGAAAAGGAUGCGAGAGCUGACAGAAGUGGGGCUGCAAAAUUGUUUAUAUCUUUUCCUCGUACUGGCAGAUAUAGCAGAAACAGAGGAUGUUACUAGCCGCAUGAUGGAACUUUUGCAUUUCCUCAGUCCUAUUUCCACCAGCAUUUCUCAGAGAGCUCUGAUAUGGAAAGGCUACUUUGCUUUUAUUCUCAUCUAUGUUGAGAAGAGCAUGGAUAUUGGUGUGUUAGCUGAGCAACUUUCAAACGCCUUCCAUGAAAAGGCAAAGGAAUUUCUGGUGGCAAGAAAUGACCUCUUGCAGAAACAAAACCUCUGGAUUUUACUUUCUACUUACAUUGACGGUGUCCAAGAAGUUUUUGAGACCAGCUGCUACUUGAACCUUUCUGAAGAAAAGCUACUGAGUGAUGGCUUUAGUAUGUUGCUUCCAGGUUGUCGGGGAGCUGAACUUACAGCAGUGUUAAACUUCUUGCAGGAUGUUCUGUUCAGACUGAGGACUGUGCACAAACACUUAAACCAGAGAUUGCCACUGGGGAAUACAGGUCCAAAUGCACAGCCUCUGUCAGUGGCGAAAGAGCACCACCUUGCUGUUGCCAGAGCUCUUUGGAAAAAUUUCUUUCCGUACUUGAAAAGCCAAAGAAUGUUGCAGACUCCUCCACAGCUUGCAGAUGCAGCGGCAGGUUUCACUUUAUUGGCUUUGGAUUUGCCUAGCACAUGUACAUUGGAUCUUCAGCCUCAGCCAGCCUUAUCGAUGAUGCAGUUGUUUGGAUGGGAUGAUAUGGUUUGUCCCCAGUUGGUUUCAAGAUAUCUAAGUCACCUAAUAGAAAACAGCGUCCUGUCUGAAACUCUUACUGGAAUGGGCCAUACAUCUUACCAAGCCUUGUUGGUACAGUCUUGGUUUCGAUGCAUUUUGCAAAUGUUUAUCUAUCAGCCUGCUGAUACCUUAGAUAAGAUUUAUAUGGAACAGCUAACUGAAUUCACAAGACUGAUAGUUAAUCUACCAGAAGUAGGAGCUAUGUUCUCAAAGAGUCAUGUUGAGCUGGUCUACAAGCAAGAUCCUAAGGACACUCUUGUUCAAUUCAUUAAGGCUGUUGGAAAAAACUAUAGUGGACUUCAGACAUUGCCUGAAAAAUCAGCCAUGGUAACUAAGGCACUAGAAUACCUUGGUGAUAUACUAAAAUAUGUAAAACCCUACUUGACGAAGAAAGGUCCUGCAGAAGGACUGCAUCUCACCUAUAGGAUUAUAGGAUGCCUUGUGAAGUCUUGGGCACCCAUUCUGGCUACUUCCAAAGCACAGCCACUCCUGUUCCGCAUUGUCGAUUGCUUGCUUUUGCCACAUGCUGUGCUCCAGCAAGACAAAAGGCUGCCUGCAGCAAUGCUUUCUGCCAUUCAGGAUAAUCUUCCUCUUUUUCUUCAGGGCUUGUCCUUUAUUUGUUGCCAGGCCCAGACUCAAGGUGCCUAUUUGAACCAGUUGCUAAGGAAUGUUAUUCGGCAGUACUUUGGGCGCUUUCUUCCUUCAGCAUCUUUGAAUUCUCAAGUUGGACAGCAUCCUGUUUUGCUGGCUUUAUGCAGUUCCACCAGCAGCCCAGGAGCCUCACAUCUGCGUAAGGCCACCAUGCAAGUCAUCAGUGAGAAUUACCUACAGUUCAAAAGUCAUGCCCCUCCUUGCCUGGCAUCAAUUCUAGCUUUUAUUUUAGAACUGUUUCAGAGAACCAGGUCCAGUGAAAUAUCUGAUGUUGAGACACUUCUUCCUUCUGUGCUGAAAUGCCUUUUGCUGGUUAAUGAGCUGCAAGUUAAAAAGCUGUCCACAGAGGUUCUGCAGUGCAUUGUAAAAGGCUGUCAAGUGGAGUCAGGAGGAAAGCUUCCCACCCAGAUGAUUUCUGUGUUUAGGCAGUUCAUCCAGGAUUACACUACUGUGUAUGAUAAUCAAGUUUACAGCAUCUUGGAAGCUGUGGCUGCCUUGGACCAGUCUCUAGUUAUCAGCCUGAUUCCUGCUAUGACAGAGGCCCUGAGGAAUUCUGAGUACGAACAAGGUCUUGGCAGAAAUGCUGUGCAAAGAGAAGCCUAUAAACGACUCUUAUCUCAGCUCACAGAGGCUGGACAAAUGGAGAUACAGAAGCUGGAAAAUGAGACCCAUUAGUAGCAUGUUGAUUGGUAUUUUCUGCAGUCAUUUCAUGGAAUGCCAGUCCUUUAUGCAGAGUGCAGAUUCCGGAGCUACGGGUUCAUGUGUUUUCUGCUUAGCUUUAAAAUGUAUAAGCUACCCUUCAACAGCUUUAGAUCCAAUGUUUCAAUACUGCAAGCAAUACAGGAAAAGUUCUGCAGAUGUUCUUUCAAAUGACAACU